AAACCAAAGGACUACACGCGUUUAUUCCACUGCAUAAAUACAGGGAGAAUAGGGAUAAUGCACUUCUGGUUUGUGCAAUGGACAGAAUUUUGUAAAAGGUUACUAAACCAAUUGUAUAUAGUCUUAUGAUCCAUCUCCUCUUUCUACAGUAUAUCCCCCUCCUCUCUCUUACCAUCUCUCCCUCUUACAGAAGAGACAAGCUGUAAUACCAACCCCACGCGCACACAUCGUUCACGCAGACGCUCCUGUUCUCCAGUGACCUCAAGCAGAAGCUGUUGCGGCGGCUGCAAAGUAAAAUCCGAACUUCGCGCUGAACACAGCAAGCAGCGAGCUCCUAGAGAAACAAUCAAGCUAUUGUUGUUGCGCCUGCAUAAACUCGGCGAAGGGCGACGACAGCUCCAGACCUUAUCGGAGUAGCAUACAUCUGGAAUAAAACAGGACCAUAACAUAACAUCAACGUUAUUUCAAAGUGAUUUGCAGUUCCAAGGCUCUUCUUUCUCAUGACCUGGUGACCCGGAAUUAAUUCAACAGCAGGGGCAACACACUCCACGUACUAGACCAGCUGUCGAGAAGAGACCUGACUGACGAGAUGACAGAAGUGUUGAACACCUGCGAUUCGACGGUGGCGGACUUCGGCGUUGGAGGCGCCUCCGGAGACGAGGGUAUAUCCAUUCAGAUCUUUCCAGACUCCCACGAGCGGAUCCCCAAGCUGUCCAAGCGGCUUCCGUCAAUCGUGGUGGAGCCAACCGAGAGUGGCGAGGUGGAGAGUGGCGAGCUCCGCUGGCCCCCUGAUGACCUCACCUCCCCUAAUGACAACCCUGGACAGUCCCAGGCAGUAGGCAAGGAUCUUUCAGCAGAGGAAGAGCAAGUUGACAGAAUAAUGGGAGGAGUUUAAGACUGGCUCUUGCAGUGCUGGCGCCAUUCCAGCCAUUCACUGUGAGUGUCUCUAUGAAGGACAGCAGCAAGGAGGAGGGUCUUCAGGCAGGGCCCCACCCUUAAUCAACUACAGUAGAACCGCCGCCAUGUCGGUAGACUUCCACACCACUUGGUGGGGUUGUGCCCUGUGCGAUUGUCUUAAAUACAGGGGUUGCAAAAUAUUGGUAACCUUCCCAAAAUUGGUAAGCAUUUGUGAUCACAGGAAAUCCGAAAUCCUGAGGAUUUGGGGGAAAUGAGGGAAUGUAAGGAAAGUUCCCGGAAUUUUGCAACCCUACUUGAAUAGCUCAUACGUGCCAAACUCUAGUGGGUAGCUUGCUACUGUAGAUUAAUUUGUUGCUUGUUUUACUUUUUUAGGUUUCACAACAACAUUUUUAUGCACACACACCUUUCAGAGUUUGUUUAUCUGUGAUAUCUAGAUAUAGUUAAUAAACAUUUCUGUAAAUAAAAUGUUAAUGUAUCAGGCUGCCUUAGACCAAAGUCUACAACACUGUUCUAUGAUCAAUACAAUAUGUACACUGUAGAUAGUGACUCUCUAAUCUAGUUAACAGCCCUGUACACCUCCACCUGUUACAACAAGAAAUCAAAGUAGGCUUUUUGCCACUGAUCAACACAAAAAAAAGUAAUUGAACAAGAAAAUUUAGAAAUUGUUGUAAAUUAUUGACAAAUACAAAACAGAAAAGAAUGCUUUGAUUAGAUAAGUAUUCACCACCUGGUAAUAUUUGGUAUAGGCACCUUUAGCAGCUAUGACACCCUUGGAUAUAUUUGGGUAAGUCUCUACCAGCUUUGCACAUCUGGACACCCAUUUUUCUUAGCAAAAUUGUUCAAGUUGGAUGGACAUUUUUGGUGAAGAGCAACACUCUUUAUACAUAUGUCCACUCUAGGACAUUAAUCUUUUUGUUUUUAAGCCACUACGGUGUAUACAUUUGAAAUCAUUGUCCUACCAGAAGAUUAACCUUCUACCAGGUCUCUUGUAGAUGUCAGCAGGUUUUCUUUCCACAGGUUCUCUUCUCUGUACUUUGCGGCAUACAUUUUGGCCUCUGUCAUCACAAGUAUUCCUGAUACAGACAUGCAUCCCCACAGCAUGAUGCUGCCACCACCAUUCUCCACGGAAUUGUGUUCUCAGGAUGGUGUGCGGUGUUAGGCUUGCGCCAAACAAAGCUCUUAGCGUAGAGGCCAUAAUAUAUUCUUCCACCUGGUCUCAGAGCCUCCCAUAUGCCUUCUGGCAAACUCUAUCCAAGAUUUGAUGAUGAUUUGAUGAGUUUUCUUUUUCAACAAUGGCUUUUUUUUUUUACCAUUCUCCAAUGCAGGUCAUUUUUGUGAUGUACCCAGGCUGUUGUUGCAGUAUGCACAGUGUCUCCCAGCUCAGCCGUGGAAGACAGUAACUCUUUUAGAGUUGCCAUUGGCUCUUGGUGUCAUCCCUGACUAGUUCCCAUCUCGCCCAGAUACUGUUUUUAUCUUACCCCUAAAUUGUGCUUUUAAAGAACUUCAUUCUGGAUAUGCUUUGAAUGUUCUUUGUCUUCACAAUUUAUUUUAAUACCGUACUAAACAACUGUGGUACCUCCAAGAGACAGUUAUUUUUAAUUUGACUUCUAAAGACAACUGGUUGCACCACAGCUGAUUUGUGUCACAGGAGAGGGGGUAAAUAUAUUUCUGUUUAAUAUUUUGUAAGUAAUUUAGAAAUAUUUGGCGUUUACAUUUUUUACUUUGACUUUUGUGAAUUUCAGUGGCAAAAACUCCCAAUUAAAUGCAUUUAGAUUUUGUGGUCACGUCCACGGGGGGUGAAUACUUCUGAGAGCCACUGUAUAUAGAUAAAUCGUGAGUUUUGGAGGUGACAAUAAGAAUGCGGCUUACUGUAUUGCUCUCAGUUAUGUUUUGUGCUCAAAUGCUUAUUAGUAUCUAUACUGUAUGUUAGCAGUAGUACCCUAUUAUAAUGUAAUUUUUUUCUUUCAUAGAAUAAGCUUUGAAGCAUCAUUAUGGUUGAUGACGCAGCACAAGCAUUUUCAAUGUAGGAUUUUUUGAGAAGACAACUCUCCCCUCACCCGAAAUGUUUUUAUUUUUGCCCAAUUUCAUAGCGCACCUGUGGUUGUGAUUCUUCAUUAUACUAUUUUAGUUAGGAGUUUCAGAUAUUUUAGUUCAAGUGAAAUAAUUCACAUCCUUCUACCCAAAAAAAACUUGUUAAUGUCCUGGAUGCUUUUGGAAAACUGUAACUUAACCGUUCCUCUGUAAAUUAAUUGCUUCAUAUGCAUAACGUAUAUACUAAAGCACUUUAGAAAUUCCCCAGAAGUGACCUGUUCCUUAAUUGCUUUCUCAUUCAAAUGGAAUAUGUUCAAACCUUUUGAAACGGUUGUCAUCAACAGUCUUGAAUCACAUGAGAAUGUGCAGGAUACUGACCAAUGACAGCAUGGUUGCUCAAGCACAAGUAAGUUCCGUCUGUGUAGCGGAACAUCAAGCUAGGACCAAAAAGGCUCCGCUUAUGCCAACUAACUACACCGUUAUGAAACAAGGCAGUGGUCAUUAGAAACACAUCGAAUGCCCAAAACCUGUAACAAUACGUUUUUAUUAGCUGUAGCUGGAUGGUUGACAUCAUAAAAAAACAUUUAAUUUUGUGUUUUCCGUUUCAUCAUAAAUAACAAUAAUAAUAAUAAUAAUACAGUUGUUCUCAAAAGUACUCACCUCCCUUGGACUUCUCCACAUUUUACUAUGUUACAGUGUGAAAUCGCAAAUUAAUUUCAUUAACCUUCUAAUUAAAUCUAUUUGAUUUCAGGUGGUUAAACGAUGAAAUGUCCACGGCUGGGUGAACACUUUCGAGAGCUACUGUGUAACUGUGGGUUUAGGAAAGUCAUAUUCAAUGUUUGUGUGUAGCUGCUGCUGCACAUAAAGUAACUGCGGUAUACAGUAGAUGCCUUCUUCCCCACUGCGUAGAGUAGCUAUAAUGCAUCUUAACUGAACCGUGAAACAGUAAUAACACUAUUGUUACAAGUUGAAAUAAUAACAACAUUGUAGUGUUUAUAUGACUCAGUGUGUACAAUACAAUAAUCUAUGUUGCCAUUUCUAUGUCAUUGAGGUGACGAUAAUUGGUUUCUUAUUGUAGAAAAAUACGACUGUUGGUGUACAGAACGUGAACACGUCAUUGGCCUCUGUACUCUAUUAAAAUACAUGUUUGUUCAUUACUUUUAAUCUUGAUUGAAACGUGUCAUGAAUCUAGUUUGGCCUAUUUACGAAGUUAAUCUGCUGUUGUGGACCUUAAGGCCAAUGUCAAUAUAUUCAAUGUGGAUAUUGUACGUAGGACACCUAGCAAUUUAUAAUAAAUGCCUAAGAAAAUA
Messenger RNA from Esox lucius (northern pike), 4259 nucleotides. RefSeq lists its product as uncharacterized. NCBI's taxonomy places the organism in Eukaryota, Metazoa, Chordata, Actinopteri, Esociformes, Esocidae. The transcript is spliced from 5 exons. The coding region runs from base 590 to 895 and encodes 101 amino acids. The record is from RefSeq and is a predicted model, not a curated record.